This is a messenger RNA of Thalassophryne amazonica, 2509 nucleotides long. RefSeq names its product ceramide kinase-like (gene cerkl). Bases 81 to 1616 code for a protein of 511 amino acids. The transcript has 13 exons. NCBI's taxonomy places the organism in Eukaryota, Metazoa, Chordata, Actinopteri, Batrachoidiformes, Batrachoididae. The record is from RefSeq and is a predicted model, not a curated record. Gene Ontology annotation, molecular function: kinase activity.
CCAUAGCGACCAGAUCCCGGAAGUGGAGCGCGAGCUGCUGGUGAAGGAAAACGCGUUUGUUUGUUUGUUUGUUUGUCGACAUGUCGGAGGCGGAAGAGAUGAUUAAGAAAGGAACCGAAGAAAACCAACACAGGGUCAUGCUGCGUGGAAUCUUCAAACUGCAGAAGAAGAGUCACGAUGUCCUACUGACGAGAACCACACUGACCUGGACCCCCAUUACCCCAGAGACCCCCACUGCUGAAGCCUGUAUGCUGCCUUCAGGGACCUUGUUGCUGCAGGAUGUAUUUGCAGUGAAGGUGAAGCGCCGUCGAGCAGUGGGCCAGCAGACAGGGGGCGCUGUAUUGGGUGUUGCUCUGUUUCACUGUGUGAGGGUGGGGAGGAGGCUGCAGGAAGAGACACUGCAUCUCCACAAUGCCUCCUCUGAACAUGCCUACACCUGGUUCAACACCCUGAAGGAGGUGAUCUCAGGGUUUCAUGGACGUCCUCGCUCUCUGAAGGUCUUCAUCAAUCCAAGCAGUCACAGGAAGGAGGCAGUUCCCAUCUACAGGGACCACGUGGCUCCUCUCUUCAAGAUGGCAAACAUCCACACCAACAUCACCGUCACGGAGAAGCAGGGACACUCUCUGUCGGUGAUGAAGGAAUGUCCACUGGAUGAAUAUGACGGGGUGGUGUGUGUUGGUGGUGACGGCUCAGUGGCGGAGUUGUCUCACGCUGUGGUCCUCAGAGCUCAGCUGGAUGCCAACUGUCCAGAGAACCCAGUGAGAUCAGCAUUGCCACUCGGAAUCAUCCCUGCUGGUUCUACAGACGUGGUUUCAUGUUCUGUUCACGGAGUCAGAGAUCCAGUAACCGCAGCACUGCAUAUCAUCCUCGGGCACCUUCAGAAGGUGGACAUGUGCAGCUUCUCAUCUCUAGGACAAUUUAUCCGUUUUGGGUUCUCUGCACAGUUUGGCUUUGGUGGGCAAAGUCUGGCAAAAGCGGAGAAGAAAAGAUGGAUGUCAUCAUCACGGCGACAAGAAUACGCUGUGGUUAAGACUUUGGCCUACAUGAGACCAGAGGAAUGUCAGCUGUCUUUUCUCCCAGUGAAGAAGAUAAGUAGGAACUUGUUUUCAAUAGACCAGGACCCAGAGACAGAUGAACAGGAGUCCUGGGUGACCAACCAUGGACUGUAUCUGAGCAUCAGUAUCAUGUCCAUCCCCUGUCUGAGUUCAUACACACCUCAAGGACUGGCUCCCAGCACCAGGCUGGCCAAUGGGAGUGCAGCACUGAUUGCAGUUGGAAACGCUUCCAAGUCAGAGUUCAUUAAACACCUGAAGGGAUACAGCGCCUCUGCUGGACAGUUCAGUUACCCUUUUGUGGAGACUCAUACAGUGUCAGCAGUAAAGAUCCGCCCCCAAGCUGUGGUUGGCUGGUCUGAGGAAGUGAGUGAGAAGGACGGAGUCUCCACAACAAGGUCCAUCAACCAAUCGGAGAGCUGUGCCUUUCCCUGGAACAUUGAUGGAGAGCUGGUGCAGAUUGCCAAUGAAGUGCUUGUUAGGGUUCACCCCGGGCUCAUCACGCUGUACGGUGAGGACGUGGACGAAUGGGAGGAGCCAGCCAUCUCCUGCAGCUGCAUCUGAAACCAGGAGGGGGCAGCAGUGGGAACGUGACCUCACUGCAAAAACUACAGUGAUGCAAAGUUUAAAAGUUCAAAAGCUUUGGAACUUUUCAAACUUUGAGCUCAUGUUUUGCUCAUGUUUUAUGCUGAAGAUUUAAAUGUUGAUAUAUUUGUGUAUCUUAUCCACUUCAGUUCCAGUUAACUCCGAUUGAUCGUGGGCUGUAUGGAUUAUAGAUUGAUUAUUGAUUGAUGAGAGUUUGAUGCACACUAAAAGGAUUUAUAGGGUGUCUCAAAAAAUCUAUCCAAAAGUACUCUGGAAUCUGAAUACCAGGAAAUGGUUUUACUGGGAAAUAAUGGUGUUUUUCUCAUUUCAGGAACCCUAAAGUUUGUUCUGCAAAACAUUAAAGUCCAGGAAAAAAGCUGCAGUUGACCCUAAUUCAGAGAACAAAAUCGAGUUCUGUGCAACACAUCCUGAGGCCUGACUUACAUCUCUUUCCACACAAAAUUGAGUCUCAGAGCAAACUAACUCCCCAGCAAAUGAUGAGACAUGAAUUUGCUCAGUGGUUUCCUGGAAAACUGGAGAUGGAUCAUUUGUUUCUUAGGAAGCUUCAGACGAGGAGGUUACAUCGGUCAUGUGGUGCAAAAGAUAAAGGGUUAAAACAUCUAAAAGGAAAGACUGAACUAAAAACUGCAUUGGGGAGAAAAAUUGCAGAAAAUGUCUGAUCAUAUUGAUUGGUUUUUCUGUGCUGUCAAAAUACUUUUGGGUACUUUUUUUUUUUGAGACACCCUACAUAUUUUGAGAAGUGAGCGCCACCUGUAGGUAAUGAGUUGUACCUCACAUUGUUUUUGGCUGCAUUCAGAUCAGAUGUUUCAAAUUUAUGAAAUUAGCGCCCCCCAGUGGUCCAGCUGUAUCAA